Solanum dulcamara is the source of this 714-nucleotide messenger RNA. Its product is annotated as probable WRKY transcription factor 51. NCBI's taxonomy places the organism in Eukaryota, Viridiplantae, Streptophyta, Magnoliopsida, Solanales, Solanaceae. Bases 10 to 648 code for a protein of 212 amino acids. The transcript has 3 exons. The record is from RefSeq and is a predicted model, not a curated record. Gene Ontology annotation, molecular function: DNA-binding transcription factor activity; sequence-specific DNA binding. Gene Ontology annotation, biological process: regulation of DNA-templated transcription.
UAGGUCUUAAUGACUAAUUAUUUUUCUCCAAACACAAUGAGCUCCCCCUUCCUAGAAACAAACAUUCCUCAUAUAGAAAACCCUAAUUUCACCUUUCCCUUUCUUUAUUCACAAAUGAAUAAUCAAGAUUGUAAUUACAAUUUUCAAGAUUUUCUUGAUCAAGAUUUUGAAUUUUCUUCAUUUCUUGAUCAGCUUCUUGUUGAUUAUGUUCCUACCUAUAACAACUCCAAUAAUACUCCUCUCUUAAAAAUUAAUCCCACCAUGCAGAAAAUAAGUAGUACUACCAAUAGUGCAAGUUCUGCCACUUCUUUUUAUACCACACCACCAAACAUUAAUCACUUGAAAGAAAAAUCCAAAGUGGGGAUCAUAAAGAAAGAGAUGAAGAUGAAUGAAAGACAUGUUAUUGCUUUUAGAACAAAGACUCAACUUGAGAUCUUGGAUGAUGGAUAUAAAUGGAGGAAGUAUGGCAAGAAGAAGGUGAAAAGUAACACAAAUUAUUUGAGGAAUUACUACAAGUGUUCAAUUCGAGAAUGCCAGGUAAAAAAGAGAGUAGAAAGAGAUGGACAUGAUUCAAGCUAUUUGAUUACUACAUAUGAAGGCGAACACAACCAUGAAAGUUGUUCCUCUAUAUAUCAUUUACAGCCAUGAAAUGCCACUGAAUUUCCUCAAUGAAUGGACUCUGCAAACAACUUCAUAAUUUCCAUAAGAAGCAAU